CGCAGCGCGGACAGAACAGCGCCUCUGCAGCAGAAGGAGACAUGCCCCGGUGUAAAUAUGGCGUCAGCCUUGGACCAGGAGGAAAUCUCCAAAGAUGAUUAUUAUUCACUGCUGAACGUGCGCAGAGAGGCCACACAUGACGAGCUGAAGGCGUCGUACAGGAGACUCUGCAUGUUGUACCAUCCGGACAAACACAGAGACCCGGAGCUAAAGCGUCAGGCUGAGCAGCUGUUUAACCUCGUGCAUGAGGCAUAUGAAGUUCUCACCGACCCCCAAACCAGAGCCAUCUAUGACAUCUACGGCAAACGAGGCCUGGACGUGGACGGAUGGGAGGUGGUGGAGAGGAGGAGGACUCCUGCUGAGAUCCGAGAGGAGUAUGAACGUCUCCAGAAGGAGCGAGAGGAGAGGCGUCUCCAGCAAAGGACCAACCCCAAAGGCACCAUUAGCGUUGGCAUCGAUGCCACAGACCUGUUUGAUCGAUAUGAAGAAGACUUUGAAGAAAUGAACGGAGGAGGUCUGCCCCAUGUGGAGAUCAACAAGAUGCACAUAUCACAGUCCAUAGAGGCUCCUUUAACGACUAAAGACACGGCCAUUCUCUCCGGCUCUUUGUCGACUCACAACGGGAACGGCGGCGGCAGCAUCACCCUGGCCCUGAGGAAAGUCACAUCUGCGAAAGGAUGGGGAGAGAUAGAGGUCGGUGCUGGGGACGCUCAUGGGCCUCUUUUUGGAAUGAAGAUUUUUAGAAAUUUGACGCCUCGCUGCUUCGUAACUGCUCAGUGUGGGCUCCAGUUUUCCUCCAGAGGGGCGCGGCCUGGGUUUACCACGGUGCUGGCGCGUCACCUGGACAAAAACACCAUGGGCUACCUGCAGUGGCGCUGGGGCAUGCAGUCGUCUAUGAACACGAGCAUCAUCCGGGACACCAAGAGCAGCCAUUUUACUUUUGCAGUGCAGCUCGGCAUUCCUCACACUUUCAUGAUGAUGAGCUAUCAGUACAAGUUCCAAGACGACGACCAGACGAAGUUAAAGGGCUCUGUCAAGUCUGGGUUCUUUGGCACAGUCGUGGAGUACGGGGCGGAGAGGAAGAUCAGCAGACACAGCGUCUUAGGGGCGACUGUGAGCAUCGGCGUGCCUCAAGGCGUCUCCCUCAAAAUCAAACUUAACAGGGCGAGCCAGACAUAUUUCUUCCCAGUUCACCUGACUGACCAGCUGCUGCCGAGCGCCGUCUUCUACGCCACAGUUGGACCACUUGUUUUCUACAUUGCAAUCCAGCGGCUGGUCAUCCGGCCCUACAUGCGUGCCCAAAAGGAACAAGACUUGGAGAAGCGGCGGGAGAGUUCAGCCUCCAACAUUGCCAAGAAGAAACAGGAGGCAGAAGCAGCUGUGUUGCUGAUGCAGGAGUCUGUUCGCAGGAUCAUUGAAGCAGAGGAGUCCAGGAUGGGUCUCAUUAUCCUGAACGCCUGGUACGGAAAAUUCGUCACUGACAAUAGCAAGAAACACGAGAGGGCAAAGGUCGUAGACGUCACGGUCCCGCUUCAGUGUUUGGUGAAAGACUCAAAACUGAUCUUAACUGAAACUGCAAAGUCGGGCCUGCCCGGUUUCUACGACCCUUGUGUCGGAGAAGAGAAGAGCCUCAAAGUGCUGUACCAGUUCAGAGGAGUGAUGCACCAAGUUCUGUCUGGAGACACAGAGCCGCUUAGGAUACCCAAACAAUCUCACAGGAUCGACGGUGACACAUAAGGAUUCUCAUUCUGACCAAACGCCUGCGUCUGUGGCCCAUGGGACGUGUGAUAGACCUGUGUUUUAGAUUAUAUUCAUUUGAAUCCUUGUUAUAGAGAAGAUGUGAUCUUUAAUCAUUUAUACAGAGUGAGGUAUUGUGACCUGAAUUGACUUGUUCAGUGUUUAUGGACAAUGCUGGGGCCUGUUUAACGUGAUACUGUGAUGCCUAAAGUCAAUGCACAGGUUGGAUUUUAGGUGUUUGCAGGAUCCACUCAUGUUAAAGCAUGGACCAUGUGACUUAUGAACUGUUCAGUGCACAACUGCAGUGCCUACGUGAGACUGACGAGAAUAAAGGAACACACCUGUUGUUUGUGUUUUGUUUUUGGCCAUUUCUGACACACACACACAACACAC
Molecule: messenger RNA, 2130 nt
Organism: Periophthalmus magnuspinnatus
Lineage: Eukaryota; Metazoa; Chordata; Actinopteri; Gobiiformes; Gobiidae
Gene: dnajc11a
Product: DnaJ (Hsp40) homolog, subfamily C, member 11a
Exons: 16
Coding region: 58-1737 (559 amino acids)
Biological process (GO): cristae formation
Source: RefSeq, a predicted model, not a curated record